GGACUGAACUGGCUCUGCGCGUGCUGCACGACUACCUCAAGACUCAACUUCCGACUAACUCACCUCAAGCGACCCCGACACAGUCUCCGAGAUGGGUAUCGACAUCGCACACCACCAUGUCAGAAAGGGGCACCGAACAGCCCCGCGAUCCGAGGAUCCCUACCUCAUGCUCCUUGUCAAGCUUUACCGCUUCUUGGCCCGCCGAACCGAAGGUACCUUCAACAAAGUUGUCCUUCGAAGACUUUACAUGAGCAAAAUGCACCGACCCCCAAUGUCAAUUUCACGUAUCGCUACCUCCAUCAAGGAUACUCCCGAAAAGACUGUCGCUCUCGUUGGUACCGUCACUGAUGAUGUCCGUUUCCUCGAAGUCCCCAAGCUAUCCAUUGCUGCCCUCCGUUUCACCACCACUGCUCGCGCUCGAAUCCUUGCCGCUGGUGGAGAAUGCCUUACCUUUGAUCAAUUGGCACUCCGAUACCCCACCGGCUCUAAUGUUGUCUUGCUCCGAGGAAAGAAGAACGCCCGUGAGGCCAACCGCCAUUUCGGUCAUGGUCCACACAAGAACAAGCGACCAUAUGUCUUGUCCAAGGGACGCAAGUUCGAAAAGGGUCGUGGUCGUCGUCAAUCUCGUGGUUUCAAGGUCUAAGCUUCUUAUCCUGGUUUUUCCUCGAGGGAAACUUCGUCCCGUGCUAUGUCACUACUUCUCCAUAUGGCUAUGCAAUUGUUCAUGUCUCAUUGUCACAGCCUGCAUGCCCUGUCCGGCUCCCAAUACAAACGAGAGCUCGCCAAAUGAACGGACGUCAUACUAU
Messenger RNA from Melampsora larici-populina 98AG31, 806 nucleotides. RefSeq lists its product as uncharacterized. Gene Ontology annotation, molecular function: structural constituent of ribosome; RNA binding. Gene Ontology annotation, cellular component: cytosolic large ribosomal subunit; ribosome. The record is from RefSeq and is a predicted model, not a curated record. Bases 92 to 643 code for a protein of 183 amino acids. The transcript has 5 exons. Gene Ontology annotation, biological process: translation. Lineage: Eukaryota; Fungi; Basidiomycota; Pucciniomycetes; Pucciniales; Melampsoraceae.